AUGGCCUCGCCAUCAGUUUGUACCAAGACAUUUGAACUGAAUAAUGGCAGCCCCGGAACAGACGACGAUAAGGCUCUUGAAAAUUCCAUCAUCCACGCCCUGAAGAGCGGCUACCGCCUCCUCGACACGGCCCAAGCCUACGGUGUCGAGCAUAUCGUCGGCCGCGCCGUCCGCGAGAGCGGCAUCCCGCGCGAGGAAAUCACCGUCGUGACCAAGUUCUGGGGCGAGUGGCACCAUGAUCCCGCCGAGGCGCUGCGCAUUUCGCUCGAGAGCUUGGGACUCGACUACGUCGACGUCCUGCUGAUGCACUGGCCGUGGGCGACGACGCCGAAGCCCGAGAAAGCCGUCCUGCGACCGCAUGAGGACCCGCGCUUCGAGGAUACCUGGAAGAGAAUGGAAAAACUGGUCGGGCCCACGUGCAAGUCCAUCGGCGUCAGCAACUUUUCGCAGAAGACGCUUGACCGGCUGCUGGAGAAGGCCAGCAUUGUGCCUGCCGUGAAUCAGGUUGAGCUUCACGCAUUGAACCCGUGCCUCAAGCUGGUACCGUACUGUCAAGAGAAGGGCAUCCACGUGAUGAGCUGGUCGACACUUGGAGGGUCCCGCGCUGGUGAGGAGAACCAAAUUCUCCAUCAUGAGACGUUCACCAAGAUUGCCGAUGCACACGGCUGCUCGGCCGGCGUGGUGUCCUUGUCGUGGGCUGUCCAGCGCGGCAUCACGGUCAUCCCCAAGAGCAGCUCGGAAAAGCGCAUCGCGGAGAACAUCAAGCUUGUGACACUGAGCGACGAGGAGAUCGAUACCAUCAACAAAGCCCAGGACACCAUCAAGAAAUAUCGCAUCGCUGAGGGCAUCCAGCGCCUAAAGGGUGAGGUGGAUGGGAAGCUCGCCCUCAGCGGGUGGACCAUGGAGGACUUUGGGUGGGAAAAUGCUAAGGGCAAUUGGUUGACCUGA
Verticillium alfalfae VaMs.102 is the source of this 948-nucleotide messenger RNA. Its product is annotated as GCY. The record is from RefSeq and is a predicted model, not a curated record. The transcript has 3 exons. Gene Ontology annotation, molecular function: aldose reductase (NADPH) activity. Bases 1 to 948 code for a protein of 315 amino acids. NCBI's taxonomy places the organism in Eukaryota, Fungi, Ascomycota, Sordariomycetes, Glomerellales, Plectosphaerellaceae. Gene Ontology annotation, cellular component: cytosol.